GGGGUUCAAAUUGCAGCCUGCCCUGAGAGCAUGGGAGGGGCAGGUCUGAGUCACAGUGCGCUUGCGCGGUGUCCUCGUGGUUCCGGGUCCUGCUCUGGUUCUCGGCGCUGUUCGCAGAGACUGAAGCUCGGAGUCCGAGCGACCCCCGGAAACCCACAGGAAACCUGUUUCCCUUACUUGAACCUGCUGUGAGAAUCUAGCCGCGGGUCACUGCAGUUUCUUUGAAACCUUUGUAGAGUCUGAGGCGUGGUCAAGGUCGAACGGCUGUGGCUGCGUUGGCGUCGGCAUACGCACACCGGCUACACCGGCUGAGCCCUGCGAGGCUUUGUGGAGCCGGGAUGACCCACUCUUUGGUUUGUCCAGAGACAGUGAGCAGGGUGAGUUCAGUGCUGAAUCGCAACACUCGGCAGUUUGGAAAGAAGCAUCUGUUCGAUCAGAAUGAGGAAACGUGCUGGAACUCGGACCAGGGCCCCUCCCAGUGGGUGAUACUAGAGUUUCCUCAGCGCGUCCGUGUCUCCCAGCUGCAGAUCCAGUUCCAGGGGGGUUUCUCCAGUCGCCGGGGUCACCUGGAAGGUUCCCAGGGGAAUGAGGCUCUUAGCAAGAUUGUGGACUUCUACCCUGAGGACAACAACUCACUUCAGAUAUCCUUCCUGGGCCUCUGGGGAGGGGCGGGGGUGGUGGUCUGUGCCUCUGAAAACCGUGGGCCCUGGUAUGUGACCUUGAGCAAGUGGGCUCUGGACCUCCAUUGUUCCAUCUGUAAAAUGAGCUGAUGGUAACCGGUUCUGUGUGAGAGCCUCAGAAGGGCUCACAGUGCGCCCGGUCACCCAGCACAUUGGUGGUGUCUAAGCUGGGGCUGCCAGAUGGGAAAUGAUGAACUACCUAUUUCCCUUGACUGCCUAUGCUCACACCUUCCCUGUGCCAGUUGCCGAGGUGGACCGGCUGAAGGUGACAUUUGAGGACGCCGCUGACUUUUUUGGCCGAAUUG
Panthera uncia (snow leopard) is the source of this 985-nucleotide messenger RNA. It is a transcript of the gene NR2C2AP, whose product is annotated as nuclear receptor 2C2 associated protein. The coding region runs from base 339 to 770 and encodes 143 amino acids. The record is from RefSeq and is a predicted model, not a curated record. Lineage: Eukaryota; Metazoa; Chordata; Mammalia; Carnivora; Felidae. The transcript has 4 exons.